GCAUGCACCUCAUUAACCUUAAGAAACUCGCAACUUUUCUAUUAUAUCAUCAUAUAUCUCCCAACUCAUCACUCGCUCUUGAACCAUCACCGCACCAAAAGAAAAUGUCGAACUUCGAUGCCCACACGCACCUCGGGAUCUCCAUCAACCCCGACGGCACCGUCACGCGCCUCUUCAACUCUCCGACCACCGCCGCGAACCCGGAGCCCUUGCCGGGAACCCCUACCGUCUCCAAGGACGUGACCAUCGACGCCAACAAGCAAACAUGGGUUCGGAUCCUCCGUCCCGUGAAGCUGCCCUCCAACGACAACACGGUGGCGCGGCUACCCAUCUUGAUUUACUUCCACAGCGGCGGCUUCGUCUUCCAAAACCCCGACGACUUCGCCACCAACCGGAAGUGCGUGCAGAUCGCCGCCGACAUCCCCUCCAUCGUCGUCUCCGUCGGUUUCAGGCGGGCGCCGGAGCACCGCCUCCCCACGCAGUACCACGACGCGCGCGACGCCGUGCUGUGGAUUAAUAGCCAACUCACUGACCCCAACGGAGAGAAGUGGCUUAAGGACUAUGGAGACUUUUCCAGAAGCUACCUCUAUGGCUGUGGCUGCGGUGCCAACAUUGCCUUCAACGCUGCCAUCAAGCUUGCUGACGAUAAUUUGGAGCCUUUAAGGAUUUGUGGGGUGGUAAUGAACCAACCCAUGUUUGGAGGGGAAAAGAGGGCAGGAUCAGAACUCAAAUAUGCCACAGAUCAAACGUUGCCAUUACCCGUGUUGGACUUAAUGUGGAGACUGGCUCUGCCUGAGGAGACAGAUCGUGAUCAUAGGUAUUGUAACCCCAUGGUGAAGGGUCCUCACCAAGAUGGUGUUAAGAAGUUAGGGAGGGUCCUCGUUAUAGGGUAUGGUGGGGACAUCAUGGUGGAUCGGCAACAAGAGUUUGUGACCAUGUUGGCCAAGUGUGGAGUGCAAGUGGAAGCACGAUUUGACCAAGUGGGGUUCCAUAACAUUGACAUGGUGGAUCCUGCUAGGGCUGCCGCGGCUGUAAAUAUUGUCAAGGACUUUAUUCUUGGUUGAGCUAAUAAUAAUUAUUGUAAAGCUUUGUAGUUUUCUUCAAUUUUUGGUUGGAGUCUUUCUGGUUUUCAAAAUUUUAAUUAUGAAAGUUUUGUAAUCAUGUCAUCAUCAUGUCCCUAUAAAUAAGCAUCAAUUGUUUCAGUUGUA
This is a messenger RNA of Cajanus cajan (pigeon pea), 1208 nucleotides long. Its product is annotated as alpha/beta-Hydrolases superfamily protein. The record is from RefSeq and is a predicted model, not a curated record. Gene Ontology annotation, molecular function: hydrolase activity. Lineage: Eukaryota; Viridiplantae; Streptophyta; Magnoliopsida; Fabales; Fabaceae.